Scatophagus argus is the source of this 3544-nucleotide messenger RNA. Its product is annotated as sialoadhesin-like. The record is from RefSeq and is a predicted model, not a curated record. The coding region runs from base 534 to 3239 and encodes 901 amino acids. The transcript is spliced from 11 exons. NCBI's taxonomy places the organism in Eukaryota, Metazoa, Chordata, Actinopteri, Scatophagidae.
CGUCUUUGCUUCUAUACGACACACAUCGUCAGCAUUCAUUUAAAAUAUAAAUCAAAAUUCUACACGCUUUAACAUUCAUUUAUUUUGAAUUUAGAUCAAUUAGCAACUGAAGGGCAGAAAGAAGAAACCACAAGAAAAACCAAACAAACAUAAGGCAGUCUUUCAGCUGUUGUUUUAGACAUUUUUAGUGUUGAACAACUUCCUCCUGCUUGUCCUUUUUAUUAUCAUGCCAUCCUCUGUGUCAGUAUGCCGCAGCAACGACUGUUGUUUGCAAACAACUCUUACUUUGUUGAUAAAAAUCUCCAUCACCAGACUUUCAUAAAAGUCGGUGAGCGAUUCUGACACACCUUGAAUUGAAGAACUGAAUUCUGUCAGAACUUUUCUGUUUGGAAACUUUUUCUCACUGAUAAAAACUGAAAUAUAUUACAAAACAUCUCUACAUCAUCUCAACUUCACUACUGGCCUCCAAAUAAACCCCAGAAUACAAACUAGUUAUUUCGGACUGAACUGUACUAAAAAUAUGAAGUGUUGUCAUGUAUGAUCUCCAGACUUCCUGCCUCACACGACUCACAAAGAUGGCUGCAGCUCUGACUCUCCUUUUCAUCGGCUGUCUGCUGCAAGAUGUCAUGUGUGGAGACCCUACAGAGAAGGUCAUUAUGCCACAGGCUAUUGAGGCUCUGAGGGGAUCCUGUGUGACCAUACCCUGCUCCUUUGAAGUACGGAGAGAAUUUAAUGUCCAUUUAGAUCAAACAUGUAAAGCAUUGUGGAAAAAGGCAAACACUGUUGUGUUUAACAGCCGUAAUCCACAAAGUUCUACAAUAAAAGGAAAUUUCACAGGAAACUUAACAAAUAAAGACUGCACAACAACUCUGAACAACAUGCAACCUGCACACAACAAUUAUUUCCUCAGAGUGGAAUGUGACAAUACCCUGAAACAUGACAUGAUUCACCAAAACUUGCAAAUUUCAGUGAGAGAUGAUCCUCCCACACCGACUCUGACUCCACCCACAGUGAGGGUGAUGGAGGGAACCUCAGUGAGUGUGAGGUGUUCUGCUCCAGCUCCCUGUCUGUCUCUUCCUCCAGCUCUCACAUGGACCCCCCACCUGGGUGACAGUCAUGAGACACUGCAGGACAAUCAGGACAAAACUAAAGUCAAAAUCUCCACUCUGACCUUCACUGCAUCUCACCUCCAUCACAGACAGAACAUCUCCUGUUCUGCCGUGUACACAAAACAAGAUGGCAGCACUGAGUCAUCUGCUACUAAAAGUUUAACAGCUGAUAUUUCAUAUUCACCCAAACACACCUCAGUGUCAGUCAGUCCCUCUGGUCCAGUACCAGAAGACAGUACUGUGACUCUGACAUGCAGGACUACUGCUAACCCAGCAGUAGUGACCUACACCUGGUACAGAACUGAUGGAGACCAGGAGACUUUUAUUGGGACUGGACAUGUUUUAAGCAUUACAGCGUCUGAAGUCAGAGGUCCUUUUUUCUGCAAGGCUGAAAAUAAUCUUGGAGCUGGACGAUCCAACAUCAGUCACAUCGAUGUUCAAUAUUCACCCAAACACACCUCAGUGUCAGUCAGUCCCUCUGGUCCAGUACCAGAAGACAGUACUGUGACUCUGACAUGCAGUACUACUGCUAACCCAGCAGUAGUGAACUACACCUGGUACAGAACUGAUGGAGGCCAGGAGACUUUUAUUGGGACUGGACAUGUUUUAAGCAUUACAGCUUCUAAAGUCAGAGGUCCUUUUUUCUGCAAGGCUGAAAAUAAUGUUGGAGCUGGACGAUCCAACAUCAGUCACAUCGAUGUUCAAUAUUCACCCAAACACACCUCUGUGUCAGUCAGUCCCUCUGGUCCAGUACCAGAAAACAGUACUGUGACUCUGACAUGCAGGACUACUGCUAACCCAGCAGUAGUGAACUACACCUGGUACAGAACUGAUGGAGGCCAGGAGACUUUUAUUGGGACUGGACAUGUUUUAAGCAUUACAGCGUCUGAAGUCAGAGGUCCUUUUGUCUGCAAGGCUGAAAAUAAUGUUGGAGCUGGACGAUCCAACAUCAGUCACAUCGAUGUUCAAUAUUCACCCAAACACACCUCAGUGUCAGUCAGUCCCUCUGGUCCAGUACCUAAAAACAGUACUGUGACUCUGACAUGCAGUACUACUGCUAACCCAGCAGUAGUGAACUACACCUGGUACAGAACUGAUGGAGACCAGGAGACUUUUAUUGGGACUGGACAUGUUUUAAGCAUUACAGCGUCUGAAGUCAGAGGUCCUUUUUUCUGCAAGGCUGAAAAUGAUGUUGGAGCUGGACGAUCCAACAUCAGUCACAUCGAUGUUCAAUUUGCUCCACAGAUCCUGCCCUCAUCUUAUUGCAAUAAAACUGCAGAGCAGCUCAACUGUUCCUGUGAGACUGUGGGAAAUCCUUCUCCCACAUCACAGUGGUAUUUGGAUGGGUUGCCUGUCAAUCACUCUGACAAGUUUGCAAUCAGCAGUGAGUCUGUAAAAGACACGGGUGUGAGGAGCAUCAUCUCUGUGAAUCGACCACAGUGGAAGGGUCUUUCCACCUUGUCCUGCCUCAGCUCCAACUCUCAGGGAUCUGUCAGGCAACCUUUUUAUGUCUACGUCCUUGAGCCUCAAACAUCUGCAGACAGUCACGACAAAGUAACCUUGUAUGUCUUCAUCACCAUAGUUGCUGCACUGCUUGUAUUAGUAUGUGCUCUGCUCUUAGUUAUCAGGUCUCAGAGGAUUCACCACAACCUUCCUCAGAACACAGUUGCUAUGAACCAACUUCUUACAAGUGGAGAGGGAAAUGAGAUACCCAAUGCAACAGAAGAGGACAUUUAUGCCAACGUCCAAAGACAGGGCGAUGUCGCCUACUGUGCCGCUAUCUCUGAAGUUAACAGCCCCAACUUCCCCAGCUCCGGGUCAAACAAUGUAGAAGGAGUCAAUACAAGCUCAGAGAAGAAGGAGGAGGGCAGUGGUGCGAUUUACUCUAGUGUGAACUGGAAAAGCAAGAGCAAGAGGAGGAAGGAAGAAGUUGCUGGGGACAUGGAUCAGCCUGGUAGCUCCUACCUUGCGGAGGAAAGGUGCAUGUUGGGAGGCACGUGUAGAAGUUUUAUGAGCAAUGCAAUGGAGAUGGGAAACCUAUAUGAUGAAGCGCAGCCCCGAAAUGUGAAUAAAGGAAUGGAAUGUGAAUAUGCCCAGGUUAAAUUUAAAAGUAAGAGUGUUAAAAAAUAGAUGCACAACUGGAUCCGUGAUCAGCUUUUGACACGGACAUUUAGAUGAACUGAAUUGUGUUCUUUUGGUUUAAGUUCUCAGUUUGUUUGGUUUUUUUUUUUAAGAUCUCAAUAUAUUCUUGUCAUAUAUUUAUAUGUAUAUUCUUGUGCAUAACAUAUUGUAUUUUUACUUAUAUUUUACUCAGUGAUGUUUGAUGCUUCAGCACACCAAGACAUUAUGGACAAUGCUAUGCUUCUAACUUUGUUUGGUGAAGGCCCUUUUCUAUUCCAGUGUACAAAGACUUGUUAGAUGAGUUUGGUGUGGAA